Messenger RNA from Aspergillus oryzae RIB40, 324 nucleotides. RefSeq lists its product as uncharacterized. Gene Ontology annotation, molecular function: glycerophosphocholine phosphodiesterase activity. Gene Ontology annotation, biological process: glycerophospholipid catabolic process. NCBI's taxonomy places the organism in Eukaryota, Fungi, Ascomycota, Eurotiomycetes, Eurotiales, Aspergillaceae. Bases 1 to 324 code for a protein of 107 amino acids. The transcript has 2 exons. The record is from RefSeq and is a predicted model, not a curated record.
AUGUUCAUCACUAAUGCCGGCAAGCCUCCAGUUACGGAUCGAGAGAUGAGGGCUGCCAGCAUACAGUCCGCUGUUCGAUUUGCCAAGAGGUGGAAUUUAUCUGGCCUUGUCUUUGCAUCUGAGGCGCUGGUAAUGUGCCCCAGGCUUGUCAGAUAUGUUCAACGAUCAGGAUUGAUCUGUGGAUCCUAUGGAUCUCAGAACAAUAUACCAGAAAAUGCGAAGACCCAAGCCGCUGCUGGAAUUGACAUUAUUAUGGCCGAUAGGGUUGGGCUUAUUGCUAUGUCCCUGAAAGGAUAUCAAAAGCAGGCAAAAAGCCAGGCAUAA